Messenger RNA from Aspergillus wentii DTO 134E9, 1281 nucleotides. RefSeq lists its product as uncharacterized. Gene Ontology annotation, molecular function: monooxygenase activity; FAD binding. Bases 1 to 1281 code for a protein of 426 amino acids. The transcript has 8 exons. The record is from RefSeq and is a predicted model, not a curated record. Lineage: Eukaryota; Fungi; Ascomycota; Eurotiomycetes; Eurotiales; Aspergillaceae.
AUGACCCUCAGAAUCAUUAUCGUCGGCGCGGGAAUCGCCGGUCUCUGCUCUGCUAUUGCCCUUCGACGAGCUGGACACGUUGUGCAGAUAUUCGAAAAGUCCCACUUCAAAACCGAAAUAGGAGCUGCAGUUGCACUCGCACCAAAUGGCGUUCACGUCCUGGAGGAUAUUGGCUUCGACUUUGAGCGAGCCCGAGCAUGUCGAUUAGAGCUCUGGGCGGUAGUUGAUGGGCUCAGUCUCGACCGCAUUGCUAGUCAGAAUCUGGACGACAUCGGGAAUCUAGCUGGUGCUCAAUUUUGGACCAUCCACCGCGUGGAUCUGCAUAAGGAACUGCUAAAGCUGGCCUUGGAUGAGGAUACUGCAGAGCACUAUGGCCAUCACCCGGUGAAGAUUCACUAUGGCUCUUCUGUGCGUGCGGUUGACGCUAAGAAAGGCUGUGUAUUUCUUGAAGAUGACUCGAUUCAUCAAGCAGAUCUAAUAAUCGGUGCGGAUGGGAUAAACUCCACUGUUCGACAGUCUGUAGUCCCACGGUCAACAGACCCGAUCUCCACGGGAAUGAGUGCUUUUCGGUUUCUUAUUCCUUCCGAGGCGUUUCGGAAGAGCCCCAAUCUCGAAAGAGUGCUCCGGCAGAAGAAUGAUGGUUCUACGUUGCUUGUGGGUACCAAGAAUAUCAUGGAGGAGCGACAUAUGGUUUGGUAUAAAUGUCGGGGAGGCGAUGUGCAGAAUUUUGUUGGUAUACAUCCUACACGGAAUCAUCCUAGUGAAUCAGGCACCAUCGACUUCAAGUCGGAAAUGAUCGAGGAGUUUGGUCACUUCAAUCCAAUAGUAAAUGAGAUGAUCAAACUCGCGGAUGAUGUGAAAUGCUGGCCUUUGGUGAUCCAUGAACCACUAGAAAGUUGGGUUUUCAACAAGGUCUUGCUAAUUGGCGAUGCUGCUCAUGCCAUGCUCCCUUUCGGUGGACAAGGAGCCAACCAAGCAAUUGAAGAUGCAGGCGCGAUGGGGGUUCUUUUCAAAGAAAUGACUAGCAAGAAGGAACUUCCUACGAGACUUUCCAUUUUCGAAAUGGUGAGGAUUAAAAGAGCCUCGAGAGUACAGAUUUUAUCGCAAGUUAGGGUAGGAAAGGAGAAGGAGGUGGAAGGUAAACUGCGGCAAUAUAUGGAGCCCGAUAUGUCUGUUCCGAAUACAUUUGGGACUCGUCUUGCACAUGAUGCUGGGUAUAAUGUUCUGGAAGAAUGUGCAAAAGAGCUGGAGAAUACUACAAACCGAUAUAACAAGGAGUGA